GUGAUUUUUCAAACUUUUCUCUAAGUCCAAACUGACUUAUCAGAGAAUGUCGGAUUCUGGUAACAGAGAGGGUCGAGUUCUGAUGGCAGAACUGGCCUUGGCAGCGGAUUAAGUUCUGUCCGGGUAGCCUAAAAAAUACAAAGGCAAAUGCCUUUCUGAUAACUCUGAAAACAAGAUCUGCUGAACACAGAUUCCAAGUUUUAGAGUCAAUCAGUUUAGUCCUAAGUGCAGAAAUUAAAGUGCAGUAAAGUAAAUGACACCGGGGUUUUUAUAGUGGUUCAAGGAACAACGCGUUCCUCUAGUCCACUGUUUCACUAAGUUGUAAAGCGUCAAUUACAAAGCCUUAGUUCCCUAGCACUUAAGAAGCUCUCCACGUCUUCUUCAAGCCUAGUUGCCACCCAGGAUGCAGUUCCACGUCCUGAUGGCUGGUCCUUUCACUCAGCUUCCCGGAAGUAUCACCACUUCACUACUGCAGUUACUUGGACGCCUUUCUUUGCAGAAGAUGUUCUGAAAAAUAAUGUUUUCUCCAACUUGCUUCGUUGCAACAGAUGUGUAGUUGAAGUUCUUGAAGGUUGAAGAACAGGAUGAACUUUGCUCUUGUUGGGGUUGAGAGAUUUUGAGAGUUUGAAUCUUCCCAACGUAAGCAUUUUCUUGUUGAUGUUUAAGGAGUUUGAAUCUCAAGAAUGCUUGUAUAAUGAUGAGAGCAAGAGUUUUUGCAAAGUUAUCCAGUUGUUCUUCAUUGAGUAUCUUUUAUACUGGGGUUGUCUACCCGUUGGAAGAGGAGACAACUGCAUUGAAUGCGCAUACUGUGGAGUUGACCGGUUGGACCCGCAGAUUUGGUAGCUUUCUAUUUUUGUAUAAUAUUCUCCAGGAAUCUCGGUCAAUCAUCUGCAAUAACUCCACAGCGUAUCAGGCUCAUUAAAUGAGCAUUAAAUGCUUUCCUUUCACGUCCAGUCUUUUAGCCGUUAGGGAAUUUCCCGUUAGUUUAACUGACGUUGAAAGCAGCCUUGAAAUUCUUCUAAGUGUUAGUCGGGCUCUGAUCGUGCUCUUCUAAUAGGUUGGGUUCCGAUGGCUUUCUGAUAAGCAGCUCUGAAGAGCAACUCUGAUGCUUCUCACAAGUUGAAUUCUGAUGGGGCUUUUUCAUCGAACUCUGAUGGCUUUCUGAUGUAGACUUCUGAUGAGUCUUCUGAAGAGCAACUCUUAUGACUUCCGAGAGCGACUCCGAAAGCAGUUCUCAUAUAGCAACUCUGAUCAGAUCCACUUAGCAACUCUGAUGUCGAUUAUACUAAUACUUACAACGGAAAAAGUCUAAUACAUAAAAUCUAAUAGGGGUACUCUAACAUUCUAAAUAACCUAGCAUCAUCAAAAUCUAAUUACAUUUAUUCCUUACACAAUCACCAUGGUAUAUCUCACUUUACCACACCACCCCACACCCCCGAACAUAAUGGUAUUGCUGAACGUCGGCAUAGACAUAUUGUUGAUACCGGUCUUACAUUACUCCACUAUUCCGGUCUUCCUAACGUGUAUUGGCCAUAUGCGUUUCAAACAGUAGUAUAUCUUAUUAAUCGUCUUCCUAACUCCGCCCUUAAUUACUCUACACCAUACUCCCGAUUAUAUAAACUCAACCCAAUUAUCAUAAGUUACAACCAUUUGGGUGCUUGUGUUAUCCGUGGCUUCGUCCAUAUUCCUUGUCUAAAAUAAAUGCUCGCUCCCUACCUUGUGUUUUUAUUGGCUAUUCCCUUUCUCAAUCAGCUUAUUUAUGUCUUGACCCAGGCACCAAUCGAGUGUACACCAGUCGCCAUGUACGUUUUAUUCCUGAUAUUUUCCCAUUUCGUAACUCAACCUCUAUGCCCGCGUCCAACCCGUCUCUCACGCCUACAUGCAUGCAGUUGCCUCCUGUGGUCCCCUCUCCCUUAAAUAAUUCCUCCUCACCAUCAACAAACUCCACUAAUCCAAAUAAUACUCAUCCUUAUCCCCUAACGUACCCACCUGUCCAGCCACCUCCUGUUAUUCCCCAAGCCUCAUCUCCUAAUAAUUCUAACCCACCCAUACCACCCUUGUCUCUAUCUACCCACCAACAGCCUCCACAUAUCUCUCCUCCACCUCCACCCACUAAUGAGUGUCCACCUAUUCACCCAACACCCAACUCAACUAUGACACGGACUGACACAACUUCCCCCCAUAACUCCUCGACCCCACCUACAUCACACAACCCACCGAUUUCACAGAAUCCCCCCAACUGACCCACUCGAGUAAGAGUUCCCAAUCCCAAGUACAUAGGUGGACUCUUCCUCAAUCUUACCACAAAACACCCUAUUACUCCAAUCCUGGAACCAACCAGUGUGAAACAGGCAUUGUCUGAUCCAAGGUGGACUGCUGCCAUGAAAGAGGAAAUGCAAGCCCUCCGUCGCAAUCAAACAUGGAGCCUGGUUCCCCCCACUAGUCACACUCCCAUAACGUGUAAAUGGCUAUUCCGUAUUAAGAGAAAUGCGGAUGGCAGCAUCUCCGUUUUAAAGCCCGGCUGGUGGCCCGCGGAUUCUUACAAGAGCCUGGACGUGACUAUUCUGAAACAUUCAGUCCCGUCACCAAACCAGCUACCAUCCGUAUUAUACUGUCUAUUGCACUGGCCCGAAAUUGGUCACUCCGGCAACUUGACGUGAAUAAUGCAUUUUUACACGGGACCCUUACGGAGGAAGUGUAUAUGGCCCAGCCACCUGGAUUUCGGGACCCUCAGUUUCCUACACAUGUCUGUAAGCUCCAUAAGGCAUUGUAUGGCCUCAAACAGGCCCCGCGCGCCUGGUAUAUGGAACUUUGCCGAUUUCUUCUCUCUAAUGGCAUACUCAUCUAUUUUCUUGUCUAUGUUGAUGAUAUUGUUAUUACAGGAAAUAAUUCUACUGCAAUUGAGGCAUUUGUUCGUCAACUUACUCACACAUUCUCAGUUAAAGAUCUUGGCAUACUACAUGACUUUCUUGGGAUAGAAGUGGUUCCCACUCCAAAUGGUAUUUUUUGACACAACGUCAAUACAUCCUCAACAUUCUGGAGACAUGUCACAUGCAUGGUUCCAAGGAGGCAGUCACUCCAAUGUGUACCAAACCAUCACUCACCCUCAUCGAUGGCACACCUCCUGUCGAUGCAACACAGUACAGAUGAACUCUUGGCCUCUUGCAAUAUUUAUCCUUCACCCGGCCAGAUAUUUCUUUUGCUGUUAACCAGCUAUCUCAGUAUAUGCAUGCUCCGACCGAGACUCACUGGCAAGGCGUGAAAAGAAUAUUGCGGUAUCUUAAAGGGACGUUGAAUCAUGGGUUAUUUCUUAAUCGGUCUACACCCUUAACUCUCUCGGUCUUUUCUGAUUCAGACUGGGGUGGGGUGACUGAUGGGGGACUAUCGACUACAGCCUAUGUACUUUAUUUAGGUGGCAAUAUUAUUUCUUGGAAGUCAGCAAAGCAAAAAACCGUAUCCCGAUCAUCUACCGAAGCUGAGUACAAGGCUAUUGCAAAUGCAAGUGCAGAGAUGUUAUGGGUCCGCAGUCUACUCACUGAAUUGGGAAUUUCACUAGUAUCCACACCCCAACUUUUCUGUGAUAAUCAAGGAGCUACCUACGUGUGCAGUAACCCUGUUUUUCAUUCUCGGAUGAAACAUUUUGCAUUGGACUUCUUUUUUGUCCGCGAAUUAGUGGAGCAUGGUCAACUAAUAGUCAAACACAUCUCCACUAAACAUCAAAUUGCUGAUAUUCUCACCAAACCGCUUGGGAAAGCACCAUUUCAGUUGUUCCGGUCCAAGCUAGGAGUCUCCAACGGAUCCUCUAUCUUGCGGGGGCGUAUUGAAUGAUAAUAUUAUUAAUUAAUUAUUCUUUGUAAUUAUCCGAUACGAAUGCAUACAUACUGAUAGGCUUUAUCCCCAUACAUUGGGUGAGUUAGUUACCAGAUCUUAUCACUCAAGUGUGAGCCUAUAUAAAUCCUUGUACGUACAUCAAGUUAUACAGAUCAAUAAUAUACUUUGCAUACACUUCUUCAUAA
Messenger RNA from Cuscuta epithymum, 4016 nucleotides. NCBI's taxonomy places the organism in Eukaryota, Viridiplantae, Streptophyta, Magnoliopsida, Solanales, Convolvulaceae. The record is from the annotation of a GenBank genome assembly.